AUGUUUCCCUCAGAAUCCUCCCCACCUCGGGCGUCCACUUCAAGGGCGGACACGCCGUCGGAGGAUCUGAAUCCCACUUUAAAGGACACAGCCAUCUUCACCACUGAACUGACGGUUCUCGCCACCCUGUUCCUCCAUGAUAAGUAUCCAAAUGCUCGAGCUGUCUUGCCUGUCUGUUUGCGCUUCGACGUUUGUGAACGCAUCAAUGGCGAUUUCACCAUUCAGAAUUGCCGCUUCAAUUUGCUUUACUACAUUCUCUACCUUAUUGAAUCGCUUCGCUUUGACACUAAACGCCUAACUACCCAGCUAAUAAUAACUCGAAUUGUUGUAUUGGAAGAUGUCUGUUCGACUGAUCCAACGGAUUCUUACUUUGCACCACAAAAUGACUUUUACACGAAUCCCGGUACGUCUACACCCUUGGGGAGCGGCAUUACCGACAACGUUGUACUUCAACUUGCCCCAUUUCCCGCCCUCUCUUUGGAACUUCUUCACUCGAGAGAUUUCUUCAGCUGCACCGGCCCUCUUUUAAUCGUGGUGCAGGGUUGUAAUGAAAGUACUCUGGGCGUGUGGGAGCCCACUCACCUGAUGAAAGAGGGCAACGAGCCCUUCUCUCGAAAUCUCAAAACGGGCAGUCAAAUUGAAUUCGUAAAACUGGCACAUAGUCGAGGCUAUCAAGUCGCAUUUCUCAAUCUCAAUUGCUUGGCAGCCGAAACAUCGAUUCCCGACAGGUAUUCAGAACGUGUACAAGCUUGCCACUUAAACUGCGAUGUCUUUCCUUCACAUGGAGCCUCCCAGUCCGAUGCAGGACCGUCCGAUCGGUUUUCCGCAUUGUUUUAUUUGCAACAAUCUCCCGCCCUAAUAUGCGAUGUGCAGCGAUUCUUUUUCCCUCCUCUACCUGAAACCCAACAGUCUGUCGUGUCACUGGGGGAGAGAAUGGCCUGUGGUUGGGAGGCUCUCAUGGCCCGUUGUCGCUCAUCCAACAUCGUCGUGUGGGUGCACCGACGAGCUGAGGAGUCCUUCUUCUAUCCCCUUUGUCCCACUCCCCAAACCCGCACUAGACAGCCGUGGUUGCUAAGACCGACGUUAGGCAACAGUGAAGAUGGUGAUGGUUCAACGCAAGAGCCCAUUUCUAUGCCGCAUUCGCUUGGAUCGCAGCCGUCUUCAAGUGGCACCUCAUCCCUCCAUUGCACAGACACGCAUAGACGCAAAUUAAUAGCCACCUGGGCUGACCGUGCCAAGUCCUACUGGUUGAGUCUUCAGUCAAGAGUCAAGGCCGUGGUCUUUGUGGAUCCCUGUCAGAUGUUCACAAGUUUUCCACAAAGUGGUGUUGGAUGGGGUCUUUUGGAUCCAAAUGCAACAGCUGCUACACUCUCUCUACAACAACAAGACAUCGACCGACUCAGGGAGUGGUUCGCACAGGCAAGACUCCCCAACUGUGUCUAA
Messenger RNA from Hydatigera taeniaeformis, 1443 nucleotides. NCBI's taxonomy places the organism in Eukaryota, Metazoa, Platyhelminthes, Cestoda, Cyclophyllidea, Taeniidae. The record is from the annotation of a GenBank genome assembly.